CACUCCCUGCUCACAUAGGAGGUAACUGAACUGACCACCUGACCUAAUGAUGCCGUAAGGAUGGUAGCUCUGGUCCACGACGUUACUGCGCAUUCCUCCACCACUAAGCUAGAGUAAUGCCUGAUGUCCACCAGAUGCAUGUGCGUUUUGUUUUGCUGGAUGUCUAGCCCGCAUUUUCCGUACAAUUAAUUUGAAAAUGAAUGACUUCCGCCGUAUCGCAAAGAGUUUGAUGCGUCCAGUGGACGUGAGGCGUAACAGGCAGUUAACGCCCUGGACCAGAGCUAUUAGGAUCGCUAUAACGGGUUGUUGCAACGUGGGCGUCAACAUGGAACCACACGCGCUAUUAUUUGACACCGAUGUCCAUUUCCGUUCCAUGUCGCGACCAAAUCGUCUCGGGACGCGGUAAUCGGUUUAUUCUCUGGUUUUCGUCUAUCUUCAGAGAAGCGAACUAAACGGAACGAACCGAACGUAAUCAUGCCCUGUACGUGUGGGAACUGGAGACGGUGGAUCCGACCUCUCGUGGUCUGCCUCUACGUAGCUCUGCUACUCGUGGUUCUGCCGCUGUGUGUCUGGGAACUACAGAAGUCUGAGGUGGGGACCACAGUAAAGCCUGGUUCUGUGUUUCAGGUGGGGACCCACAGUAAAGCCUGGUUCAUAGCUGGAGUGUUUGUGUUCAUGACCAUCCCCAUCUCUCUGUGGGGCAUCCUGCAACACCUGGUACACUACACACAGCCUGAGCUACAGAAACCCAUUAUCAGGAUCCUGUGGAUGGUACCCAUCUACAGUGUGGACAGUUGGAUCGCGCUGCGCUACCCCAGAAUAGCCAUCUACGUAGACACGUGUAGAGAGUGUUACGAGGCCUACGUCAUUUACAACUUCCUCAUCUUCCUGUUAAACUACCUCUCUAACCAGUAUCCCAGUUUGGUGUUGAUGCUAGAGGUUCAGGAACAACAGAAACACCUGCCACCUCUAUGCUGCUGUCCACCAUGGGCAAUGGGAGAGGUGUUGUUAUUCCGCUGUAAGCUGGGGGUUCUACAGUACACCGUCGUCAGGCCCCUAACUACAGUGAUAGCACUUGUCUGUCAGUUGUGUGGUGUGUAUGACGAGGGAAACUUCAGCAACAGGAAUGCCUGGACCUACCUGGUCAUAGUCAACAAUAUCUCUCAACUGUUUGCCAUGUAUUGUCUGGUGCUGCUGUAUAAAGCCUUGAAGGAUGAACUGAGUCAGAUUAGACCCGUUGGGAAGUUCCUCUGUGUUAAAAUGGUCGUCUUCGUCUCGUUCUGGCAGGCAGUGUUGAUAGCUAUACUGGUGAAAGUCGGAGUGAUCUCUGAUAAACACACCUGGGACUGGGACAGUGUUGAGGCUGUAGCCACCGGACUACAGGACUUUAUCAUCUGUGUAGAGAUGUUUCUAGCAGCUAUAGCCCACCACUACAGCUUUACCUAUAAACCGUACAUACUGGAGGCAGAGGAGGGAAGCUGUUUUGACUCCUUCAUGGCCAUGUGGGACGUGUCUGACAUCAGAGCAGACAUCUCAGAGCAGGUCCAACACGUAGGUCGGACGGUCCUGGGCAGACCCAAUAAGAUGUACUUUGGCUCCACCAGCCGUCCUCAACACACUGAACACACAGGUCUCCUGUCGGCUGCGUCCCAGGGAGGGUCAGAGCAAGACAUCAUCGUCGCGGAAACCGUCUCCGUCCCCGCCUCCCCUCUGUCGGGUCACUACCAGGGGCUAGGCCACACCCCAAAGCCAUACUCUUACUCCGCCCCCUCCGGGUUCAUUUCUUCUGAUUGGGAUGAGGACAGCGAGGAGAAACAAUCGGAGACCGGUGCAGGGGUUUCGCACCCUGGUGACAUCGCUGGCGACACCCCCACCGCCGACAUCACUGCGAGGGGUGACUUCAUUCGUGACAUCUCAGAUGGCGACGCACCUAGUGACAUCAGUGCUGACGUCACUCGUGACACUGGCCACGCCCUCAUUGACAUCAGUGCUGACGUCACUCGUGACACUGGCCACGCCCUCAUUGACAUCAGUGGCGAAGUCCCCGGUGAAAUGAGUGGUGACAUUACGAGUAACAUUACUUUUUGCACGUAGGAGGGGUGUUACUGGUCCAGAGUGUGUUCCUUCCUGUCUCGUGACUCCUCCCCUUCACCCUGACUGGCUGAGACACGCUGGCUUACUCUAAACCAAUGUUUUUAAAGGGGCAGUGGACACAAUUCAGAAAGAAGGGUUUAACCAGUCAAGGAGAGUUUGGACCCAUGUUGGUGUUGUAUUUGCCAUAACAAUAGAUUCAUUAUAAAUAACUUUAUAAAUGAUGUUUAUAAAACACUAAUGUCAAGUUUGGCAAAAUAAUGUGAUAUAAUUGUUUUCGUUACUAUAAUUACUAUUGUUUUAAUAUUUUGUAAUUAAUCAUUUUUGGAUAACAAUGCUAUUUUAUUGACCGUAUUUUGUCAUUAUCCGUUUUAUUAAUUAAUUUAAUAUAUAUUAAUACAUACAACAAUUCAAUUCAAUAUAUAUAUAUAUAUAUAUAUAUAUAAUAGACUGAACUACAGCUAAUCAUUAUUACAGGCAUGUUACUGAAGACAAUACACAGCCUCUUCACGCCAUAGCAGACCACCAUGCUUCUAUUCAGCAGUAGGAUGCCAUUGACUUGUCAGCUGAUUCAUUCAACGACCUUCUUCUGUUGUCUUGGUAAUAAAACCAUUAUAAAAUG
Oncorhynchus gorbuscha (pink salmon) is the source of this 2713-nucleotide messenger RNA. Its product is annotated as transmembrane protein 184C-like. Gene Ontology annotation, biological process: transport. The transcript has 12 exons. NCBI's taxonomy places the organism in Eukaryota, Metazoa, Chordata, Actinopteri, Salmoniformes, Salmonidae. The record is from RefSeq and is a predicted model, not a curated record. Gene Ontology annotation, molecular function: transporter activity. The coding region runs from base 475 to 2094 and encodes 539 amino acids.